Molecule: messenger RNA, 5049 nt
Organism: Strongylocentrotus purpuratus (purple sea urchin)
Lineage: Eukaryota; Metazoa; Echinodermata; Echinoidea; Camarodonta; Strongylocentrotidae
Gene: vps18
Product: vacuolar protein sorting-associated protein 18 homolog
Exons: 25
Coding region: 107-3043 (978 amino acids)
Biological process (GO): endosome organization; endosome to lysosome transport; organelle fusion
Cellular component (GO): HOPS complex; endosome
Molecular function (GO): protein binding; protein-macromolecule adaptor activity
Source: RefSeq, a predicted model, not a curated record
AACCAGGGCGGAAAACAGAGAGGGCGUGAAUUUUUUCACUAGAAAUCCAUUUGUGGCACAGUGGGUUGAUGAAAACCCAGUUGUAAACUUGGUUUGACGUGCCAUCAUGUCAUCUCUAUUUGAUCAGUACGAGCAGGCUACUGCCCGGGCUGCGUCCAGCGUUCCUCAUCCUCAACCAAGGGAGUCUGCUCCGAUCUCAUCUGGUUAUGUCUCGGCUUCUCUGGAGGAAGAUGUUCGCAUUUUCUCAAGGAAUAGGAUAAGCUUUACGCCUCCUAAACCGAUAACUCACAUGGUGGUAAACAAUAAUAUCCUGAUCAUUGCCAUGAAAGAUCAUUCGAUACUCAGGAUUGAUAGAGAACACCCAGAGCAACCUGAUGAGGUCAAGGUAGGGGACGACCCGGUCCAUCGUCUGUUCCUAGACCCUACAGGGCGCCAUCUAUUGAUCAGCACUGAAGCGCAAGAGGUCUUCUAUCUGUCUAGGAAUAGCAAGAAAUGCAAGAACCUUGCCAAGUUCAAGGGUCAUUUGAUUGAUUCAGUAGGCUGGAACAAGUCAAACACUAGUGAUACUUCAACUUCUGAAAUCCUUCUUGGCACAAGUCAAGGUGUGAUUUAUGAAGCUGAAAUCCAAGCAGGAGAGGACAGUAGAUUCUUUCAGCAGAGCUUAGAUCAGUAUUUCAAACAAGUUUUCAGUCUUGGUAAAGAAGGUACUGUCCCAGUGACAGGGAUUGAAGUAGAACGUAUCCCAGCAACAAAAGCAGGAGAGGUUGCUAGGUUCUUUGUCAUGGCAACCACACCAGGGCGUUUGUACCAGUUUGUUGGAACCGUACCAUCUCAAGCGGAUACACCCAUCUUUCUAAAUGUUUUCCAGAAGUAUGAAGACAUCACACCCAGUUUCUUGGAGUUGCCAGGCAACUUUGGUUACAGUAAGCUUGAACAGUACUGUCCCAAGGCUCGAGGACUACCCAAGACGUUUGCAUGGAUGACAGGUCCUGGAGUGUACUUUGGUAGUUUUGAUUUCAGUAGCCAGUCCAGAGACAACCUGACCUGUGACAGUCAUCUCUUACCUUACCCAGCCAGAGACCAAGAGAGCUUCCUAAGACCCAUCUCAGUCGUCCUUACUGAGUUUCAUGUUCUUCUACUCUUCCAAGACAGAGUGAAGAUCCUGUGUGUCCUGAAUGAACAGCUCAUCGAUGAAGAUAUCUCUCAGUCUAAGUUUGGUCGUCUGAUGGGGCUGUGUAGAGACAGAAUCAAGGGUACUAUCUGGGCUUUCACUGACACGUCAGUCUUCAUGUAUAAGAUAGUCAGAGAAGCAAGGGAUGUUUGGAGGAUCUAUCUUGAUAAGGGUGACUUUGAUCGAGCUAAGGAGUUUGUCAGGGACAACCCUGCACAUCUAGACCAGGUCAUGAGCAGACAGGCGGAACACUUCUUUGAAAUGAAAAAGUAUGACAAGAGUGCCAUGUAUUACGCCAUGACGGAGAAGUCUUUUGAAGAGAUCUCCCUGAAGUUCAUCGAAGCCAAGCAGACGGAUGCUCUCAAGGUCUUCCUCAUGAAGAAGCUUGGUGCUCUCAAGGCCGAGGAUAAAACCCAGCUGACCAUGUUAGUGAUGUGGCUGAUUGAGCUCAAUCUCAAUCAGCUCGGAGCAGCGAGGGGCAAAGCUGAUCAGCAGACUAGGUUCAAGGAACAGCAAGAAGAAUUCCAGAAGUUCCUGGCUACCACCAGGGUCAUGGAAUGCCUCAGCAGCAAUGUAAACACAGUGUAUGAUCUGAUAGCUAGCCAUGGAGAUGUGGAGAAUAUGGUCUACUUUGCAAUGCUCAUGCAAGAUUAUGAGAGAGUGAUCAGGCAUCACAUACAGAAUGAGGACUACACCGCGGUCCUGGGUGUUCUGAGAAAACCAACGAACAGCGCGGCUCUCUUCUAUAAGUUCUCACCUGUACUGAUGCAGCACAUCCCCCAUGACCUGGUAUCGGCGUGGAUCGAGCAAGGCAAGGCGCUGAAGGCGAAGAAACUCAUCCCAUCCCUGGUGCAGUGCGACAGUGGACCCUCGGAGAUGCAGGUCCUGGAAGCCAUCCGAUAUCUUGAGAACUGUAUCAAGAAGCUGGGAAACAAAGAACAGGCCAUCCACAACUAUCUCUUGUCUCUCUACUGUCAGCACCAGCCCUCCAAUCUGAUGGGCUACCUAGCAGCUCAAGGAGAGAUUGCAGAUAAUGUGAACUAUGACGUGAAGUAUGCCUUGAGAUUAUGUGCUGAGCGAAAGCACUUCAAGGCCUGCGUUCACAUCUACACUACAAUGGGACUCUAUGAGGAAGCUGUGGACCUAGCAUUGCAGGUUGAUGUAGACCUUGCUAAACAGAGCGCAGAGAAGCCUGAAGAUGACGAGGCUCUGAGACGUAAACUAUGGCUACGCAUCGCCAAGCAUGUCGUCUCUGAGAAGAAUGACAUCAAGAAAGCCAUGGCGGUGCUCCAUGAAUGUCCUCUCCUAAAGAUAGAGGAUAUCCUACCUUUCUUUCCAGACUUUGUGACCAUUGACCAUUUUAAGGAUGCCAUCUGUAGUUCUCUAGCAGAUUACAAUCAACACAUAGAAGCACUCAAAGCUGAUAUGGAAGAUGCCUCAGAGAGCGCUAAGGCACUAAGAUCUGACAUCCAAGAGACUAGAAACAAGUAUGGUAUUGUGAGUGGACAGCAGAAAUGUGCCUCCUGUAACUACCCCCUGCUGACCCGGUCAUUCUAUCUGUUCCCUUGUGAGCACAUGUUCCAUUCAGACUGUCUGGUCACCGAGGUCCAUCCUCAUCUGACACCAGCAAAGAAUAUCCGCAUUAGUGAGAUCCAAUCACAGCUCACGACCCUACAUGGACAGCGCCCUCAGGGUUCAUCCACAUCUACGGAGGGCGCCACCAAGAGGGAGGAAAUAGACAGGUUACGAAAUGAACUUGAUGACAUCGUUGCAGCCGAGUGUGUGUACUGCGGAGAGAUCAUGAUCAGGUCUAUUGACAAGCCGUUCAUAGAUCACGAUGAGUACGAAGCAGUCAUCAAGAGCUGGGAAUGAAUCACCAUGGAAACCGAUGAAUAAGACUCUCCAAACAUUUCCAUAAUUUGAUUAUCAUGCUUUAAAAUUAGUUCUUUUCCAUAUGUAUCCUACAUGUCAAAUAGCUGCAUACGUUGCAUCUCUUUUGUCAUGUUUAACUAUUAAUGAUAAUGAAGGUGGAUUUAUUAAACAAUUUUUCCUGAGGAUACAAAGGGCUGAAUACUAGCUAGUAUUUUACCCGAACAUUUUUCAUUUCAGGUAGAACGUAGAGGUGUUUUGGUCUAACGACACUAACGUCCUUUGGCAAGACGUUAGUCUACAUUUGCCACUCUCCACCCAGGUGCUAAAUUGGUACCCAGUAGGAUGCGAACGUUAAUGUAGUUUGCUCAGCAUUGUGAGUGUCUGUAAAAUGGCGCCUGGCUGGAAUACUCCCCAGGGAGUGGAGAAUGUGCACACAUUGUGUGCGGGCGGGCUCGAGUCCGAUGACCGGGUUAAUAAUAUAUCUGUAAAGCGCUUAGAGUAGUACUAGCUUAGAGUCAUCACACAUUAAUCUCAGCUCUUUGCUUGGAGACUGGGUGUGGGUGCAGAUUGUAGUGUAUACACACAGUCCUAAGUUACGCAAGUGUGUAGUACAGGCUGCCAUUUUGAAUCCCAGGAUGGUAUCUAAAUAUUUUUUACUUCUCAUUCAUUUGAUAUUUCAUUUGAAGAGGACACAACUUCACAGCAGCUUAGUAUUGCUAGUAUCUUCCUAUUUAUCAUCUAAAAUCAGAGAAAUCUUUCAUCAUCUAAAAUCAAAGAAAUCUGACAAAAGGUUUUGAGGGCUUACCAAAACUAUACAUGACUUUUAAGGGUACAUUUACUGAAAACAUUCCUCGAAUGCUCGAGCAUCUUAUCAGAUCAAUUUAGCUUAAUCUUGGAUGCUUUUAUUGUGCUCUCUGUAUCAUCAAGGAACAGUGAUUUCCAAAGCCAGUUAUUAUUAUUAUCAUCAUCAUAUACUUAUAAAACUAUAUGCUAGCAAUCAAGUGAUGAUGCAAUAUUGAUAUAUGGAUGCAAUGAAGUCCUCUGUUUGAUUGUGCUUGUGAUACUACAAGUGAAGGGUAAAAUGAUACCCAGACAUGAUUAUGCUUUUUCUUGUGACAUUACAUUUGCAUCACUUCCUUCCUUUCCAAUGUAAUCUUUUUUAUUUUAAUUGUAUCAACUAUAUUGAAAUUGCAUUUUCUUGGCAGACAAAUAUCCAUGAUACUUUGAGGUCAUAAUAGCUAUACUGGCCAUUUUUUUGUUUCAAAAAUUGUUUAAAAUUGAAUGUUUGGUAUGCUUGAAAAGAGUAAAAAACCUCAUUCUAAAAAAUGUACAGUUUUGUUAUGCAAUACCAUGAUAGAGAGAGAGAGAGAGAGAGAUGAGCAUUUGAAAGUUGGCAUCGUGACCUUUUAUUGAAAAUAUUGAACUUGCAAAAGUCCAUGGCACAGGAAGAGUUCAUUUUUAAAUCUUUUUUUCAUGGCAUAACAAGCAAUUUAAAUCUUUAACAAGAUAAAUUCACAUUGGGCCACCUUUCCAUAUCAAUAAUUUUUAAUGAGAUUUUCCUUGCACAAUCAUACAAAUACAAAUGUGAAGAGAAGGUUGUCAAGAAUUAUAUUUUCUGGUAUAACUGUGCUUCUUUGAUGAAAUUGGCCGCUUGUAAAUUUUAUAUGGGUUCUGUAAUGGUUUUUGAUGCACUAAUUACCUCGCUAAGGAAAGUUCCUACUAUCUACUACAUUAUAGUAGGCCUAAAUCCGUCUGAUGAAGUAAUUUCAUCUCAAAAUAUGUGCAAGUAAUUCGACUGUGUAGACUACUAAUCACAUGCGUAUACUGAUAUAAUUAUGUUAUUGAACCUUUGAUACAAUGUUAUCACAAAUGUGGUUAUAUAUAUAUAUGAUGAAACUCUUGGGAGUUUGUAUAUAGUUUUCUUGCCAUCGUUAUCUGUUAAUGUAUCAGUGUAGAAUAAAAAAAUAUAUUGAUGGAAGAAAUAUACAUGAACUAAGAACAGGUAA